Macrosiphum euphorbiae (potato aphid) is the source of this 1050-nucleotide messenger RNA. Lineage: Eukaryota; Metazoa; Arthropoda; Insecta; Hemiptera; Aphididae. The record is from the annotation of a GenBank genome assembly.
AUGCCGGACGAAAAGUCGGAGGACAAUAAAUCCAUGGACAAAAAGUCUAUCAUACGGAUAUUAAUAGAAAUCAAUUUAAACAUGGCACACAUUUCAACUGGAUUGAUAAGUUCAUUAAUAGUUUUCAUACUGAUAAUGCAAGAAAAUGUUUCUCGAAGAAUACCAGAAGAUGCUAUUAAUACCAAUAAUGAUUUUGAAUGUCUUACAGACAAUGACUGUUUUGAAAAAAAUAGUUAUUGUGAUAUUAGUUUAAAUUUAUGCUCUCAAUGUAUGAAUUGUAGCAUAUAUUUUAGAACAUCUAAAAAAAGUAUCGAGUGUCCAAAAGAUAUAUCAGACUGCAGUUCUUGUUUUGAUGGCUAUUUUGAAGAAAUAUUUUUUGGAGGAGAGAUUCAUGAUUUAUGCGUACCAAAUGUGUCAAUAACCUCUAACAUUUUAUUACCAACACCAGAAAAAAUUAGUUCAAAUUCAUAUUGGCAAGAUAUUGGAAUUUUUUUUUUAAUAAUAAAUAUUUUUUUAAUUUUAUUAGUGUGGACCUAUUUUUAUAAAAGAGUUUGGAAUACAAAUUCAAAUAGCAUGUCUAAUUCUGUACAAGAUAACAUGGGGAAUCUACCACCAGCUUAUGAAAGUUGCAUGAAAUUGAAUAACUAUGUUACAGAUGACGUACAAGAAUUUCAUUUGUUUACUGGUGAACAGCCGCCAAGAAACGAAUGGAGACACCAGAAUGCAGUACCAUUUCGUUUACCUGAUGAUUCACUAGAGAAUAUUAAUUGUAUGGAUGAAACUGAAAAUCUUGAAGAAGUAGAUGGAGCUGUUGCUAUGAGGGAAAUUGAAGAACCAGAAUUACAUGAUGAGGAAACCAUGCCAAGUGUCUGGUCCCCCCCACCACCACCACUACCUUCAAUAUCAGAGAUAAGGCAUGUAGAGAACAGUAAUAAUGAUGAAGAACCUUGUCAACCUCCAUUGAAACGCAUACGACUUGUUCAACAAUCUACUGAUGAUAAAAGUUAUCAAGAUGAAGAUAAUGCUUCAGACAUGUCUCAAGAUGAAUAA